Aspergillus mulundensis is the source of this 1293-nucleotide messenger RNA. Its product is annotated as F-box protein. Bases 1 to 1293 code for a protein of 430 amino acids. NCBI's taxonomy places the organism in Eukaryota, Fungi, Ascomycota, Eurotiomycetes, Eurotiales, Aspergillaceae. The record is from RefSeq and is a predicted model, not a curated record. The transcript has 2 exons.
AUGCUCUCCACUCUCCCUGCUGAGAUUCUCCUCCUCAUUGCAGGCUACCUAACACGCCGCAGUGAUAUCCUCAGCAUCGCUUCAUGCUCUCGUCGCUGCCACGCAUUGCUUUACCCGCAAGUCCUCACAGGUCUCCAUUACCAUAAGAGAUUCAUCAAGCGUCAACUAUAUCGCCUCAUCCGCUUAGUUACUCAGAAUCCUCGCCUUGCCAAAGCGGUCCGUGUUCUGCGUCCCACGGAAAGGAAUGGUUUCGAACCCUUUUAUGACAUCCAAUAUGAUCGCGACACAAUCCGAUCAUUACUUAAAGCGGCUGCAUCUGCAUCUGCCAUCGAAGAGAGCGAAGUCCUAGCAUGGGAGAUGAAGCUGCGGAACAUUAACGGAGUAGGGAUGGGACUUGGCCCGUGGUUCGCGCUACUACUGUCGCUCCUCCCAAACCUGAAGGAGCUGGCUCUGAGCGUCGAACGCCCUUGGUGCGAAGACACGCACAGAAUUUUACGCAAAGCCAUUGAGAAUCCAGGUUCUCAUAUAUUCUCCCGGUUGGAAAAGCUCAGGCUCGAUAUUGAUUUCUCCUAUGCGGAGCGCGCGGACGGUCUUGAGCUUCAUUCAACGCUGGAGUCGUUUACGUACCAGUAUAUGGAUACCAUACAUAAUACACCCAAGGAUGUCAUCAACCCAUCAUCCUUCUACGAACCGUUAUACAAACAUAGGGAGAGCAUAGAGGAAAUCGCGGUACACUACUACGAAUGGGUGAAUGGUAACACUAACUUUGGUCAUACCUUUGAUCUGAGAUUCGUGGGUUCAUUCGUCGACUUUCCUGUCCUGAAAAAAUUACGCAUGACCGGCUACAACAUCUUGGACUGGGUUGAUCCGUGGACGCCUGGAAAUGGCGCAAGAAAUACCCUGCUGGAUGUGCUCCCGCGCUCUCUGGAGGCCCUCACUAUCGAAGGAUACGACCGUUGCGACUAUGAAUAUUUCACCGCAGAACUGGAAAAGCUCGUCCGGGACGCCGAAACCCACUGGCCAAACCUAGCUGUACUACAAAUCCAGGAAUACUUUCAGUAUGAGGGCAACCACAGGCUGCCGGAGGGUCGUGGACCUUAUGAGAUGACAAGAACUUGGCUGCCCUGUGCCGCAGCAAGGGCAUUCGUUUCUAGCAUUGGUAUCCUUUUGAUGAAGGAACCGGCAGCCGGAAACACCUGCAUGACAGUCAGCUAUUUCUCCAUGGAGAGGACGUCAGCGAGUUGGAAGUUACGGGCGAUUUUGUGGGAGCUUGCUGCAGGCAAUGGGAGCUAG